AUGGCAGCAGCGGCCGGAGCCACAUUCGACGGCUCCAUUUCGUUGCCAGGCUGCCCUGACAAGCACGGCGACGUGCCCAUCCCAUACCCCUUCAGCAUUGGGGUAGACUGCGGCGCGAGCAGCCGGAACAGCUCCUUCAACCUCAUCUGCAACGGCAAAACCGAUCCACCACGGCUAAUGGUUGGUCAUCCCGAAGCAGUAGCUGAGCUCGCAGACAUCUCACUGGAGCACAGCGAGAUGCGCGUGCUCAGCCCUGUCAGCCACAUCUGCUUCAAGUCAAACAUCACAUUCACCAAGUUCACCAGAGGGUAUGAAAUGCAGGACACACCCUUCCUCCCCUCCCCAUGGCGCAACCACUUCAUAGUCAUCGGCUGUAACACCCUGGGGCUCAUCGGCAGUUACAAGGGCGCCGCAAGCCAGUACGUGGCGGGCUGGUACUCCUACUGCGAUGGUGUCAACAACACGUCGGAUGGCGCACCAUGUGCUGGGAUGGGCUGCUGCGAGGCUGCCAUCCCAGCCAACCUCACCACCUUUGAGGUCAUUUCUGAGAUGAACCAGAGCAAGGUAUGGGGCUUCAACCUGUGCUUCUACACCAUAGUGGCCGAGGUUGGGUGGUACAAUUUCAGGCAGCAGGACCUCAUCGGCAGCCUUGGGUUUAUCAAUGAUCGAGCCCUGGGGGGUGUUGCCAAGAAUGGCUCAUGCCCAGAGGAGGGGAAGGACACACCUAAUGACUGCGCCUGCAUCUGUGCAAACAGCCACUGCAUGGCUACAAACAAUGGUCCAGGGUACUUAUGCCAGUGCUCCAAAGGAUAUGAGGGAAAUCCUUAUCUUCUGAAUGGCUGCCAAGACACAGAUGAGUGUGCAUUGCGUAAGCAGGACCCCAAGUAUGAAGAUUUGUAUCCGUGCAGAAAAGGGGUCUGCCACAACACACCAGGAAGCUAUUUAUGCAAAUGCAAGACAGGAAAUAGAUCUGGCGGUACAAAUUUUCGGUGCAAAUCUCUGCAUUCACCAACUGAGAAAUUGGUUAUUGGCCUCAGUGUUUAUGUUUCUGCAACUGUGGUGAUGGCCUUCACAUGCAUGUUGCUCAUGCAAUUUCAAAGAAAAAGGCACAAGAGGGAGAACGAUGAGUAUUUCAAACAAAAUGGAGGUCUCAAGUUAUAUGAUGAGAUGAGGUCAAGGCAUGUCGACACAAUCCGCAUACUUACAGAGAAAGAGACAAAUAGAGCCACCGACAACUACAAUGAAAAUCGAGUUAUUGGAUGUGGUGAUCAUGGUGUGUCGACAGUCAUGGUGAUCUUCAUAGCAAGCAUCUUCUUCCCAGCAGUGGGAACACUUGCCGGAGCCUCUUCUGGACGGUCCACAUUGUUGCCAGAUUGCCCUGACAAGUGCGGCAACGUAUCCAUCCCAUACCCCUUCGGGAUUGGCGCGCACUGUGCUGCAAUCAGCCUGAACAGCUACUUCAACCUCGAUUGUGACAGCACGGUCGAUCCACCAAGGCCAACUGCCGGUGGUUCAGAAGAUACAGUUGAGAUCGCCGACAUCUCACUGAAGCAUGGCGAGAUGCGCGUAUACAGCCCCGUCAACCACAUAUGUUUCACCUCGAACACCACAUUCACCAAGUUCACCACAUGGUACGAUCUGAAGCACACGCCCUUCCUCCCGUCACCGUCACGCAACCAUUUCACAGUCAUUGGCUGUGACACCCUAGGGCUCAUCACCGGCUACAAAGAAACCGCAGGCCAGUAUGUGACUGGCUGCUACUCGAACUGCGAGGGCAUCAACAGCACGUCUGAGGGCGCGCCAUGCGCUGGGAUGGGCUGCUGUGAGGUUGCCAUCCCCACCAAUCUCAUCUCCUUGGAGAUCAUAUUUGAGAUGAAGCAGAGCAGGGUAUCAAACUUCAACCCAUGCUUCUACUCCAUGGUGGCUGAGAUUGGGUGGUGCACCUUCAGGCAGCAGGACCUCAACGGCGUACUUGGGUUCAUCGAUGGUCGAGCGAAGAGGGGUGCCCCCGUUGUCGUCGACUGGGCCAUUAGGAAUGGUUCAUGCCCACAGAAGGGGAAUGCCACACCUACUGACUAUGCUUGCAUCAGUGCAAACAGCUAUUGCAUGGCCCCUAACAAUGGUCCAGGAUACUUAUGCCAGUGCUCUGGAGGAUAUGAGGGCAAUCCUUAUCUUCUUAACGGCUGUCAAGGUUGAGUAUUUACUUUACUUCAACUUUUGUAGAUUUCCAUGGAUACUACACUAAAUACUGAUGGAACUAUAAACAAUAUCCAAUGUUAGUUAAGCCGAGAUAAACUUUCAUAAAACAUCUAUAUGAAGACUUUCCAACAUGUGGGUUGCGAUUUUUACCUAAUGUAGCUUUGAUUUCCGC
Molecule: messenger RNA, 2371 nt
Organism: Triticum aestivum (bread wheat)
Lineage: Eukaryota; Viridiplantae; Streptophyta; Magnoliopsida; Poales; Poaceae
Product: wall-associated receptor kinase 5-like
Exons: 4
Coding region: 1-2196 (731 amino acids)
Molecular function (GO): polysaccharide binding; calcium ion binding
Source: RefSeq, a predicted model, not a curated record